Plectropomus leopardus (leopard coralgrouper) is the source of this 446-nucleotide messenger RNA. Lineage: Eukaryota; Metazoa; Chordata; Actinopteri; Perciformes; Serranidae. The record is from RefSeq and is a predicted model, not a curated record.
AUCUGGGGAUUGGGAACAAGCCCUUGAGUCAUACAUUUGUUUUUUCUGUGUGUUCAGGUGUCUUCCUGCUGCCUUACUGUUUCUUCGCCAUGCUGUGUGGUGUGCCGCUCUUCCUGCUCGAGACUGUUAUUGGUCAGUACACACAGGAGGGCACCAUCACCUGCUGGACCAAGCUCUGCCCACUGGCACAGGGGACCGGCUAUUCUAUCAUGGUGAUCCAGCUUUAUGGCAGAUUUUACAGCAUCAUCCUUGCCUGGGCGCUCCUGUACCUCAUCUACUGUUUCAGAGACCCUCUGCCCUGGGCCACCUGCAACAACCCCUGGAACACAGACAGAUGUGUAGAUCUCACCUCUCCAAACUGGACUGCAGUACACAGUGGCAACCUGACAGUAAACUGGACAUCUGGAAAUCUCACCAAGUCUUCAGUCUCUGAGUUUUGGGAGUGA